GAACUCAGCACCGUCAGUGGGAGUAUAUAACAACCACCACCCACUCGGCAGAAUUAUCUCUGAAUCACUAAAUAAACCCUCUCUUCUUUCUUUUCUCUUUCAAAUCCACUCACUAAGAGAGAGUGUGAGUGAGGGCGCGCAUUCCCCCUCAUUAAUGCCUCCCUUCAACAAAGCGUGAUAGAAAGAGAGUGAUAAAGAGUCAUAACUCUUUUAAUCCCUCAAAAUCGAACUUGUGUUUUGUUCUCUGCACAGAGAUGGAUCUCAGCAAGGUAACUCUUGACAUUUUCACUAAGCUUGAACAGAAAUGGCUCUCCCCCAGGAAGACCCGCAUCCUUAGCAUCGACGGUGGUGGUACCACCCCCGUUGUCGCUGGAGCUUCCAUCCUUCACCUGGAAGACCAGAUCCGCCUCCAGACCGGUGAUCCUCACGCUCAGAUCUCCGAUUUCUUCGACAUUGUCGCCGGAACCGGAAUCGGAGGCAUUCUCGCCGCCCUUCUCGUAGCCGACGACGGCUCCGGGAAGCCAAUGUUCACCGCCAGAGACGCUGUUAGGUUUAUCUCCGAGAAGAACUCCGAGCUCUUCGAGAUCAGGCACACGGGAGUCUUCAGGAGAAACCGGAGAUGCUCCGCCGGCAGCAUGGACAGGGCUCUGGAGGCGGCGUUUCGGAGGGAGGACGGUAAGGUGCUGACUAUGAAGGACACGUGUAAGCCUCUCCUCGUUCCUUGCUACGACCUCAAAUCCUCUGCGCCUUUCGUUUUCUCACGCGCCGGCGCCUCGGAGUCUCCGAGCUUCGACUUCGAGCUUUGGAAAGUCUGCCGCGCCACGUCGGCGACUCCUAGCUUGUUCAAGCCGGUCAAUGUGGUGUCGGUGGACGGGAAGACCUCUUGCUUGGCGGUUGACGGCGGUCUGGUCAUGAACAAUCCAAGCGCAGCCGCCGUCACGCAUGUGCUACACAACAAACGAGAUUUUCCGUCUGUUAACGGCGUCGAUGACUUGCUCGUCCUAUCGUUAGGAAACGGUUCGUCCUCCUCUCCUGGAGGGAAACUCAGGCGUAACGGUGACUGUUCCACGUCUUGCGUCGUGGACAUUGUGACUGACGGGGUUUCCGAUACCGUCGACCAGAUGCUAGGGAACGCUUUCUGUUGGAACCGUACGGACUACGUUAGAAUCCAGGUGAGCGGUUUAACGAGAGGCGGAGAGGGGGUUGUGGGGCCGAGAAAAACGGCGGAGGAGUUGCUGAAAGAGAGAGGUGUUGAAACGGCACCGUUCGGAGGGAAACGGUUACUAUCGGAAACAAACGGAGAGAGAAUCGAGAGUUUUGUGCAACGUCUUGUUGCCUCAGGAAAGUCUACCAGUCUCCCUCCAAGUCCCUGUAAGGAAUCUGCCGUUAAUCCUCUCGCUGACGGCCGUUAAGUUAUUUCUGUCUGUUGUUUUUUUUAUAUUUAUUUUUCAAAGUAACCAUCUUCCCGUGAUAUAAGUUUGUACCGAGUCCCAGGGUUAAUUUUUUUUUAACCCCGCAUCCUUUCUUUAUGUCCCGAGUUUAAUUACUGUAGUAGGUUUUUAAUGAUAUGGUAGUUUAUUCUGAUAUAUAAAGGGCAUUAAAAUAAA
Messenger RNA from Brassica oleracea var. oleracea, 1607 nucleotides. Its product is annotated as probable inactive patatin-like protein 9. NCBI's taxonomy places the organism in Eukaryota, Viridiplantae, Streptophyta, Magnoliopsida, Brassicales, Brassicaceae. Gene Ontology annotation, biological process: lipid metabolic process. The transcript is spliced from 2 exons. Bases 255 to 1412 code for a protein of 385 amino acids. The record is from RefSeq and is a predicted model, not a curated record.